Molecule: messenger RNA, 1165 nt
Organism: Caenorhabditis angaria
Lineage: Eukaryota; Metazoa; Nematoda; Chromadorea; Rhabditida; Rhabditidae
Source: the annotation of a GenBank genome assembly
AUGUCGAAUACGUCUACAGUUUCAACCAGAGAACCCUAUAGUCAUGUAAGUUAUGAAAAAUUAGCCCUUUUUGUUUUGAGUUUGAGCAAAAAAGCCCCAUGAGGAGACAAGGAAAUUACUUUGCUCCAAAAAUAAUAUUAUUUGUUAGUAUUCUGAUUUGGAAUAUUCUAAUAAAGUGUCUAGAAUACCAUUUAUGAGGUCUGGGCUUCCAGGGCACCUGUCGAAUUAAGGAAUCGUGAGGUGUACUCGAAUCCGCUACCUCAAAAUGGUCACUUUUUAAUUGUUUCUGUGAAUUGUAACAGGAUGGCCACAAAGGGGAAUUGGACCAGAUCCAAUUUUUUGAGAAAAAUUAUGAUUUGGGCAUAUUCUCAACAAAUCUAACAUGGUCUAUAUAUUCCUAGAUUCAGACUUUUCACAAUGUUUCUAACCCAAAUAUUUAUAGGAUUGUGAAGGUGACAACCACGACUAUAGUUUUUAUGUUUGGCUCGUCGCUUUGGUGAUUUGCUUUCUGGCCUUUCUAUCACUCAUUUAUGUCGUUUUUCGAUAUUAUAAAAUUCAUACACUGGUUUUGGAAUUCGAAAAUGGUUUGAUGGAGAUGUUAGACGAGGCAUUGCAGAUAUUACUACCGCUUGGGAUUUGUAAAAUGAUCAGUCUACCCAAUACCGCAGCCAUAAACCCAUUAGGAAGACAAUUGUCUCGUAAGUUCUUCAAUUUUCAGAUAAAAAUUUUCAAAAAAUGAUUUUCAGAAGACGUUAAAACUCGUCAGCGAGAGAAUCGUUAUCCGGAAGAUGUGACUUGGCCACAUUCUAACAUUGAACAUCUUUACGAUAUGUUUGGUGAUGAUGAGACUCGAAUGCAGAGAACUCUAAAUCUCUCAAUUUCUAUGCCACCAGUAGCACCAACGGAUCCUCUCAUAACUGCGCAUUCUGUUGAAGUUUGUAAAACUCAGGAUGAGAAAGAAAAAGAUAAAACACCAAAGAAGUUGAAUAUAAGUAACAAUCGAGUUGGAUAUUCACCAAGGCUUCCGUCAGCCGAAUCUAAAAAGCCUUUAUUGAGCGAUAAGACGAGAAGUGAAAAGACUGCGAUUGAACAUAAGAAACCAGCGUUUUCAAUGGAAAUUGCACAAGGAAGUAAGGAUAAGAUUCCAGAAAAACCAUUGUUUUGA